Messenger RNA from Coregonus clupeaformis (lake whitefish), 4672 nucleotides. Its product is annotated as ceramide synthase-like. Bases 1144 to 2061 code for a protein of 305 amino acids. The record is from RefSeq and is a predicted model, not a curated record. Gene Ontology annotation, biological process: lipid homeostasis; ceramide biosynthetic process. Gene Ontology annotation, molecular function: sphingosine N-acyltransferase activity. The transcript is spliced from 7 exons. Gene Ontology annotation, cellular component: membrane; endoplasmic reticulum. NCBI's taxonomy places the organism in Eukaryota, Metazoa, Chordata, Actinopteri, Salmoniformes, Salmonidae.
GAUAGAGGUGGCAGCGAACUGGCUAUGUAGCCGGCUUAAUGGCUACACUUUAGCCACAGCGGGACUGUGUCAUGGAUACACUAUGAUUUUUUUGAUAGACUAACGUUUGCUGAAAUUAGUUAUACGACAACGGAUCCAGUGCGACAGGUCCUAAAACAAUAUGCAGCUAAAGACUUCACAGUGAAUGUAUCGAAUAUUAUCGGGCAAGCAAUAGGGUCGGUCGGUCGAUAUGGCAUAACGGUUCAGAUAUCAGUAGGCUAGUACGGCCGCCAAAGACGAGAAGAGAAGUGCCCUCGCAAUAUGAGUCAAAACAACACUCUCGAGCGAGCCAUCGACUUCAACAGCAUUUCGCCGCUCAGAAAUAAUAUUGCUGAAGCAACGAUCGGACCGCAGCACAUCGGGGCGGGAGUCAUAUUCUGAUUCGGACCAAGACCGAGACCACACGUCAGAAGCGGGAGGACAUACAGACACAUCCAUUUGUCUUGCUUGACGCGAGUAAUCUGAUUUCUUGCAGAUAUCCCGAAUACGGAAUAAGACGACAAAACACAAAGAUAAUGUGGACCAAUUCUCGACGUGUAGGCUACCACCAGGACCCAACACACUGAUUUCCCCUUGAUCUGACCGACUGGGCCGCAGAACGGGACGCCGCACCACCCAACUAAGCCAUCCAGGCAUCUGCUGGUUAUGAGCAGGGGGUUGGGAGGGAGGUUUGGGGAGUUAACAAACAUACCACCCACAGCUUUAUCGUAGCCCUCUCUUUCCUCGGGUGUCUAUUUUAUUAACAUGAACUGUUACCACCCAAAAUAUCCCCAAAACUAGCCUACUAAAAACAAAUACAACAUUUCACCCAUAUUGCAUUAGCAUAACAUAGCAUAACACUAGCAUAACAUUACUAUUAGUAUAACUAGCAUAACAUUACAACAAUUCUGUACCAGUGUUCUAUUGACAAUACUUAUACGCUGACACACAUUCUAAUGAUAUACCUAUCAAUACCUUCAAACAUCUAGCAGUAAAUGAUAAUUCCAAACUCUGCUACCAUAGCUUUGAGAGUACCCUGCAUAGAUCAGUCAUUCAACCUUUCCCACUUGUCAAGUGGUUUGAGGGCAGUGGUGAGGCACCUGUUGAGACACACACUCUGGGACCAUGCUGAGCAUCCUGGCUGCUGGCUCCAUCUUCUUCCCGGGCCUGUUCCUACUGUCUAAGAGAUGCCUGAAACAUGCCCCAGGCCUGGGCUUGAGCGAGGGAGACGCCGCCAUCGUGUCUGCCAGGCUGGUGUCAUCCAUCCAAGCAAUCAUGGCUUCCUCAGCUGGCUACAUCAUUGCAUCCUCCUGUGAGGACAUCAUCGAGGAUCAACAUUGGCUUACCAGUACCUAUAUCCUGUUUGCGGUGCCCUACUUUGCGUAUGACAUCUACGCCAUGUUCCUGUGCUACUGGCACAAGCUGCAGGUCAAAGGGCACGAGGAGGAGGGCGGCAGGCCUAAGCCAAUGGGCUCGGCAGUGGCCAGCUACCUGCGACGAGAGUUCCUCAUGGUGCUGCACCACGUCGUCAUGGUGACCAUCUGCUUCCCCGUCUCCGUGUUCUGGAGGCAGGGAAAGGGGGAUUACUUCCAGGGUGUCAUGUUCAUGGCUGAACUCAGCACUCCGUCCGUCUGCCUGGGGAAAAUCCUCAUCCAAUACAAGAAGCAGCACACUCUUCUUCAUAAAGUGAAUGGCGCCCUCAUGCUGGUCAUUUUCUUCAUCUGUCGAGUUCUGCUCUUCCCCUACCUCUACUACGCCUACAGCAGGUAUGCCUCCAUCCCCCUCUACACAGUGCCCCUGGGGGCUCCCUGGCAGUGCAACGUGGGGGCCUUCUGCCUCAUGGCCCCACAGGUCUACUGGUUCACCCUCAUCUGCAGGGGCGCCUUCCGCCUCUUCACCGGGGCCUCGGACUCCCGACCCCCGGCCCCCCUCAACAAGCCUGAUGGGGGCUGCUGCCCCGGCCAGGGAGACCCUUUACCUCCUCCAGCCAACGGCUACAGUCCCGUCCCCUACCAGGCAGACAGAGAGACCGACACGCACUGAGAAAGAGAAAGAAAUAGGGAGGGAGAGAGAGGAAGAGAGAUCACUGUGGGGAUGGGGCCAGCCAGACCAGGCCGGGGGAGGGAAGACGGAGGUCUGUCAAGGGAAUGUAUUGUACUGUAUUGCAAUGACACUGUAACCUAGGAGAGAGAAGAGAGGGAGAGAGAAAAAUUGUUUCUCAUCCUCUACCACUCUCUCCCUCCCUCCAUCGCCCCUUUAGAGUUACAUGGACCUCUGGAAGAAGAGAGAGACAGAUGGAAAGAGGAGAGGGUGAAGAAAGAAAGAAAGAAAUGAAUAAGGGAGAGAGACAGAUAAAAGCAUAGACAGGAGAAAGACUUGUGAAAUGGCAAGUAUUUAAAUAUUACGUGGUUGUACACACUGAUUUCAAACUGAAUGGGAAAAAAAAUGUAUGGAUUGAAAAGCGAAACAAUGAAAGGAUGAGAGAUAACACAUUGAAGAGCAAUAGUGAUAGAGGGAUGCACAGAAGGAUACAGACUGAUUAAGCAAGAGCGAUAGAUCUUAUUUGACUGAGUUAAAGGGAUAGAUAAAAAGUUGUCAUCUCUUGAAAGAGAAAUUCAACUGCUGUUCUAGUUUAGGGAAGGAUACAAAAUGAAUAUAUCAUAAUGUAUAGAAAUAUGUAGUCAAUUAGUAUUUGGUGAACAGUUGAUUUUGGUGACUGCAGAAAGGGGGACAAAGACAAUACCAGUAUUUCAACUUGUGAUCUGGUACUGUAUUAUUUGUCCAUCAAGAUGAUCCACUCUGGAUCAAUUGAGUGGGUCUUGUCUUGGGAAAGGACAGAGGGACACGCACCGGCGCCUCUGGUAUCGCUUUGUUCUGCCUUCUCUCCCCUCUGAAAUUCUCUCUUUCUCUCCCUUUUCUCCUUUGAGAGAACUAAUGUGGGAGGAGGGGAAGGGGGUUUACCCCAAAAUGUGACAAGUUUAUAAUAGUAGAUGAGUAAAUGUCAUUUUAGGUUUUUAUAUUGUUCUCAUUCAAAGCAUUUAUUUAUUUAUUCAUGUUGAUAGUUUUUUAUUUAUUUAUGUAUUGUGAUUUCUUAGUAUGGGUAGACAGAGAUGGAGAGAGAGAUGGAAUGUUGGAGAGAUUAAUUAAUAGAGGGAGGGAGAGAAGGGGGAAGUAGUAGACUCAAAUGGGACAAUAAUGCAGCCACGCUGUCCCAGUCACCCACCCAAGUUGAGUAACGCUGGCAGGCAGUCUUCAAUACACCACUGGGUGGGUCUGUGCAGCUUACCAGAUCUUUACAAUGCCUGGAGAGGUGUUUAAUGUCUCAGAAACCCCAUCAACAUGAUAUAACGCUCUGAUAAUGUGCACAGAACCUGUGUAUCAGGAACACUGCUAUUAUCACCAUGGUACUGAAAUGUUAGGGAAGGCUGUUGUGGAAUAUGGUCUCCUGCAGACUAAACAGGGUAACCACAUCUUAGAAUCUAGAUGCAUUCUAGAGGCGUUGUACAGGCGUUCUAGAGUCUGAUGAUGUAAGGGAUUCCUAGAUGAUCUAAAGCAGUAUUAUGAAGGAUUUAGAGAGAGUAAGUUGUUGCAGUGUGUUCAACCGUAUGGGUGGUAUUUGAAAGGGAUUGCACUGGCUGACUAGUGCUAUUACUGCACUGUACUGGCAACUGAGGUACUCUAGUCUCUUUAUGCACUGAGGGAUUUGUGUGAUAGGACCGAAGAAGAAACACAUUGACAAUGCACUGAGAGAAGGGAAUGAUGGGGGGUAGUAACAUGCAGCCAAACACAGGCUCCAAGUUCUAAUUUGUUGCCACUAUUUCAACCACUAUUUUGUUUUUUUUUGUUUCUUUUACUUGUGUUUGUUUUGGUGCCAAUGUAGCUAUCUAAGGUUGUGUCAUAACUGCAAGUCAAGAGGGUUGAAAUGUGCUCCUUGAAACUCAACCCCAAGGUGAGCGGACCUUGAACACUUGACCACUGCCAUGGGUUGUGACUUGGAGCAGGUCGACAGUGGGACUCUACUAGCCUGGUCCCAGAUCUCUACUGGUACAUGGAAGAAAAGUGAACAGAUAGAGGGACUACUGUAUAAUGGACUAUACUUAUUGCAUCAGGCUGUUUUCUUCUGUAUAGCUGCAUGAUAGGAAUGAGAGAAUGGCUUUUUGACCAUUGGCCAAUAUUAACCUGGGAACACUGUAACACUUAACUUACUUACUAUUUACAAUGUCAGUUAUGGUACUGUUUAAAAUGGCUUAUUGAGGACUUGUUAAUCUCCGCACCCAGAACCAAAUCAGCUACUCGAUUUUAACAUUUUGAAAUGUUUUGUUACGAUAGAUAUUUUUUUAUUUUCAUUCAUGCUUUAUAACUGAUUUAAAGGCACUGAUUAAAGGUACAUUGAUUGGGAAAUUGUAUGAUCAACAUUCUUUUGCAUACCAAAAAUUAGUCCUAAGCGUCCGACAAGGGAUAUAAAGUGUAGAGUUGAUCGUACAAAUCAAAUGUCAUUCCUCAAAAAUGAAUGAUAUGUUCACAAAUGUCAGUUGUAACAAAGAUUAGGGUAUCUAGUCAAUACGCAUCGCGGAAGGUCAGCUUUACAGCGUGAUUGAAAUGUAAAGGCAAUGUUCCCGCUUUAGCGGAGACUGCAUUCACGGUAAACGCUGCA